AUGGCCACUUAUAUCCAUGAACCACUACCAGACCCCAACCGAUAUAUACGGCUGCUGGAAGUUAUCAAGUUAGACGAUAACGAGGUUGAGGGUCUACGUAUUCAAGUUCAUUGUCGCCUCACAGUCUGGCCUCUACAAGGAUUACCAUCAUACUCGGCCCUCUCGUACACCUGGGGAAAUGAGACAGACACCAGACCUAUCCUGGUUGAUGGAAAAGUCAUGUUAGUUUCCCGCAAUUGCGAAUAUGCCCUAAAGCAAGCAAAGGAGUACUCUAGUCGACGCCAACGAUAUCUAUGGUGCGAUGCCAUCUGCAUCAUCCAGAAGACGGACGGCAUCAACAUCGAGAAAAACCAUCAAGUUCGACUAAUGGGCGAGGUGUACCGGGGCGCGAAGCAAGUCCUUGCUUGCAUUGGAGAG
Molecule: messenger RNA, 417 nt
Organism: Macroventuria anomochaeta
Lineage: Eukaryota; Fungi; Ascomycota; Dothideomycetes; Pleosporales; Didymellaceae
Product: HET-domain-containing protein
Exons: 1
Source: RefSeq, a predicted model, not a curated record